CGAAUUUAUUUCUUUAAACUGUGCAAAAUGUCGCUGCGCUUGGGACUAAUAGUUGUGGGUCUGCUAUCCCUGGCAGCGCUCGGCUGCCGAUCCGCCUCAAUCAGCAACCGCAUUGUGGGUGGAGACCAGGCGGACAUUUCGGACUUCCCCUACCAGGUGUCGGUUCGCCUGGAGACGUACAUGCUGCUACACAUCUGCGGUGGCAGCAUCUACGCCCCCAAUGUGGUGCUUACGGCCGCCCACUGCAUCAAGGGACGCUUCGCUUCGUACAUUCGCAUCGUGGCGGGACAGAACUCGAUUGCCGAUCUGGAGGAGAUGGGCGUGAAGGUCAGCAAGCUGAUCUAUCACAGUGGCUACAACAAGAAGACCUUUGUGAACGACAUUGGCUUGAUCAUAACGCGAGAGCCGCUGGAGUACUCGAGCCUCGUGCAGCCCAUUCCCUUGGCAUUGGAGGCACCUCCGACGGGAGCACAUGCCGUUGUCAGCGGCUGGGGUAAGCGUACUGAGGAGGACGAGGCGUUGCCCGCCUUGUUGCGUUCCGUGGAGCUGGAAAUUGUCGACCGUAGUGCUUGCGGCGACCAGUACCUGACCAAACAGUACACCAUCACCGAAGAAAUGCUGUGUGCCGGCUACUUGGAGGGAGGCAAGGACUCCUGCAAUGGUGACUCCGGUGGCCCAUUGGCUGUGGAUGGUGUGUUGGUGGGCAUCGUGUCGUGGGGGGUUGGCUGUGGCCGGGAAGGAUUCCCCGGGGUGUACACCAGUGUCACCUCCCACACGGCAUGGAUCGAAGAACAGGCUGCGCCAUACCUUUAAAUUCGAGGGAACUUGAAGAGCUGCAAGCGAACAAAAUAACCGAACAAAUUAUUUAGAAAAUAUUAAAUUAUCAUAAUUAUCACCUAUAAUAAACAACAAAUGAGCAUUUAAA
Messenger RNA from Drosophila obscura, 925 nucleotides. RefSeq names its product trypsin alpha-3. Gene Ontology annotation, biological process: proteolysis. The transcript has a single exon. Gene Ontology annotation, molecular function: serine-type endopeptidase activity. Bases 28 to 813 code for a protein of 261 amino acids. NCBI's taxonomy places the organism in Eukaryota, Metazoa, Arthropoda, Insecta, Diptera, Drosophilidae. The record is from RefSeq and is a predicted model, not a curated record.